GUCGAUUCAAAUCCAAUAUGUCGGAGAAACAGAGGACACCUUGUAAAGUAGAUUAUAGCAAAACUAGAAUGUCUUUAUGAAAACGUUAGCUCGGAUAGUCCAGGUGGAUGAUGAUGUUGACGCGAAGAAGCGUACAGCUUUGGAAAAACGUGACAAAUAGAGUGCGAGCAACGGUUGUUUUGCAAAUAAAAGUCACAAGUAAUGUUCAGUAUUUCUACACUCACGCAGGCCCUCUUCAUUCUGGGGAAUACGAGAUGCAGGAACCAAAGUCAGUUGAUGAAGUUGUAAAUGUCACAUAUAUUGAUCGCACUGGAGACAAAAUAAAAGUUAGAGGGAAAAUAGGAGACAACUUGCUAUACUUGGCACACCGUUAUGGCAUAGAAGUGGAGGGAGCAUGCGAAGCAUCAUUAGCCUGUUCCACGUGUCAUGUCUAUGUUAGGGAAGAUUUUUUGGAAAAGCUUCCUGAACCAGAAGAGAAGGAGGAUGAUAUGCUGGAUAUGGCUCCAUUUCUUCAGGAAAACUCAAGACUUGGUUGUCAGAUCAUACUAAACAAAGAUUUAGAGGGACUUGAAGUAACUCUACCAAAGGCAACCAGGAAUUUCUAUGUAGAUGGGCAUGUUCCACAGCCCCACUAACUAUGAAUUACUUUUAAUAAGGGUAAGGAUGUGUAUUGUAUAAGAUAGCUUAAGUAUCUUGCCAAAAGUGAAUGUACUGUUUAAACAUUUUGAGUGAAAGGAAAUAUAUGUUUCGUCAAUAAUGGAAA
Molecule: messenger RNA, 763 nt
Organism: Pocillopora damicornis (cauliflower coral)
Lineage: Eukaryota; Metazoa; Cnidaria; Anthozoa; Scleractinia; Pocilloporidae
Product: adrenodoxin-like protein 1, mitochondrial
Biological process (GO): P450-containing electron transport chain
Cellular component (GO): mitochondrion
Molecular function (GO): 2 iron, 2 sulfur cluster binding; electron transfer activity
Source: RefSeq, a predicted model, not a curated record